AUGGAUGGAUAUAAGUUUUGGUACUCGGGUAGCGUGAGAGAGAAGAAUGGGGUAGGUAUCUUAGUAGAUGAAAAGCUUAGGAAGCAAGUGGUGGAGGUUAAGAGGGUUAAUGAUAGGUUGUUGUCUAUUAAGUUGGUCAUUGGAAGGUCUACGGUGAACAUUAUUAGUGCCUACACUCCACAAGUAGGCUUGGAUAGGGAGGAGAAGAAGGGUUUUUGGAAGGUUUUGGAUGAGGUAGUGAGAGGCGUUUUGAGCAUUGAGAAGUUGUUCAUUGAAGGAGAUUUCAAUGGAUAUAUUAGGUCUUUUUUAAGAGGUUAUGAUGACGUACAUGGCGGUUUUAAUUUUUGA
Molecule: messenger RNA, 348 nt
Organism: Capsicum annuum
Lineage: Eukaryota; Viridiplantae; Streptophyta; Magnoliopsida; Solanales; Solanaceae
Product: craniofacial development protein 2-like
Exons: 1
Coding region: 1-348 (115 amino acids)
Biological process (GO): chromatin remodeling
Cellular component (GO): nucleus
Source: RefSeq, a predicted model, not a curated record